Messenger RNA from Trichobilharzia szidati, 3192 nucleotides. Lineage: Eukaryota; Metazoa; Platyhelminthes; Trematoda; Strigeidida; Schistosomatidae. The record is from the annotation of a GenBank genome assembly.
GGCGAUAACAAUUUUUGUUUGAGAAAUUUAUUGAUUACACUUGAAAUACAUUUUUGUUUCAAUUUGGGCGGAACUGUUUGUUUGUACAAACACUAGUUACAGACCUUGAAAGUCACUGCGUUGCGCAAUUAUCCUUUUUUGAUUUCAGCUAUGGAGUUUUCUAUCCCGGUAGAACAGAUCGGCUCGGAACACCAAAAAAUUCCAGCACUACUUAUUCGAAUUGACAAGACUUCGUGUACAAUAAAAUAUACUCAAAGUCAUACGCCUAUAAAAGUUGGCUUAUCUGAGUUGCAGCUAUCUCCCAAUGCGUUUUCCACUAAUGAGGAACAAACUGUCCUGUCCGGCUCAAUGCAAAAUGGUGGUUCAGCGAAUCAAUCCUUUUCACCUCGGGACCCUAUCGAGGUCUGGCUUGACUCCGGUUCUACUCAGAAGAAAAAGAACGUAACGGAUGCAGAAACAAGUGAUUCCAUAGACACAGUGUCCAACGGGCCACCUGGAGCAUGGUGGCCUGGCCGUGUUCUUACAAUACAAGGUGGUUUUGCCCAUGUAGAGGUUGCUGCCCCAUUGCAAGAAUUUACUGGAGUAGAGGAUAAACCAACUGCACAUGCUAUACCUCACUUGAUUGGAGUUAGUUCUGUCUUGCCGUACCGCUCUACCCUUGUAAAAGUUGAAGAAAUCCGAAUUCCUUGGAAUGGUAAGACCUCUGCUGAUCGGUCGCAAGGUAACAAUUUGGCGACAAGUCUUCUCAAGGACAGUUCAACCGAACCUACUAAUUUGCUGACACCUGGUAUUCUUCACCGUCACAGUAUUUGUAUUCCGGCUUAUUUGUCCCGAGUAGCAACUACUCCAGAAUCGCAUACGACUAUAGCCAAAUUUUGUGGCGCCCCAUGUCUUAUUCAGUGUGACUCUGAACCAUUCCUUCCGGGCACAUUUGCGAAAUCAAUAUUAGGAGAAGAAGGAUGUAGUGAAUCUGGUCAGCACACUCCAGCUCGUGGUGAUUCAGGAUCAGUAAGCCCAUCACUGUGCCUAUCUACAUACACGUGGCCUUCACCCCCCUUAAUAUCUCAAUCAGCCAUUAUGAAUAUUCCGCAUAUCGCGGGUACAUUGAGUCCAGCUGGCAUAACGGACCCAAAUAUCUUGUUGACAGGUUUGCCUGGAGCUAACGGACCACUUGUACUGUUGCAUAUUUGGUCUGGUUCUGCCGAAGCUAUCCGACGUGCAACGUUCUUGGAAUUAGGUCAUGUUCGUUUAUUAGCUGUCAGAUACCAUUUGCUUCGAAACCUGUCUAAAGGAGAGACAGGAGAAUUGGAAUUAUCCAACACUGCUGAUUUUGACUCAGAAAAUGGUGAUACGCCAGUAAUGCACUGCAAGCCCAUAAGUAUGCCAGCAUCUGCUUCAAACGAUAAACAAUCGUCUAGAGGAAUGAUUAUUGGGUAUCAAUGCCGUUUCCGCAUUUUACCACAUCUUAUCGGUCUCGCAAUUGGACACCGUGGUGCAACUAUUCAAGAGGCUCGAGCAAUACCUGGGGUUCGUGUAGUAGAUCUUCUUUACGAUGGAAUAGUCCAUGUCGAGGCUGAGACAAUCGAGGCUUGUCACUCUGUCCGAAACCUGCUAGAUUUUACAGAAGUUGAAAUUCCCGUUCAACCACGACUAGCAAGUCGACUUAUUGGAUCCAAAGGGAUGAAUAUUCGUAAGUUAGCAGAAGCUGCAGGUGUUCGUCGAGCUGAAUUGUUGGAUCCUGUUACCAGAAAACGUAGACAUAUGGCACAACGUCGGAAUCAAUUAGCAACACUUGUUGAAAAGGAUCAGACAAGUUCUGUAACGGAUGGGAAGGUAAAUGAAGAUACUUCAAACGGUGAAGGAAUGAACAACGGUGAUGAUAAAGUUACUAUCAACUUAGAUGUCUCCUUGGAAGGCAACAAAGACUCUGAUGAUGUCGUUGAUCUGCCUCCUGCUUUCUCGCUUGUUGGUACACGUUCAUCUGUCGCAAAAAUGCGUUUGCUUCUGGAAUUUCAAGCGGAUAAUUGGAAUGAAUUAGAUGAAUUAGAGGAAACUCGAAGGACGUUAUUUAGCCAGUUACGUCAAACUACUCAAAUGGUCAACAAGGCGGAUUCCCUUUCCCCUGGACGCUCCUCCAAUGGCAGGUCCAUCAGAGGCGGGAAUUUCGGUAGAAACAGACCUAUGGGUCGUGGUGGCCGUCUACCAGACAAUUCAAUUCCCGACCAGUCCACGGAUAAUACAGAAAUGUCUCGUCCGCCUAAUUCACGCGGAAACCGUCCACGUGGCAGAAGCACUCAUCAGUUCGAUGUACCUAAUGGUUCUGUGAGGAAUCGUCCACACCCCAACAACGAUUCACAAGAUGGUUAUUCCAAUGGUGUAAUGUCAACUGGUGAUCAUGAAAAACAUCCGAGUGAAUCGGGUCAUGGUACUUUUGAAAAGAAUUUUGAUCAGGUAUCAAGACAAGGCUCUGGUGUCUCCAGACGUGGUCAAAAUCGCAAUAAAACAAGAGCAAGUUAAAUAUUUGAAGAAAUGUCGAAACUCGCUACUGUUCUACUCCGGUUUUAUUCUACAUUUGUGUUGCAAAAAAGGACUAUGUUUUAGGUUAUAUUGUGCUUUUUUAAAGUUGUUUUUUUUUUUUUUGCAAAAAUAUUGAUCAAUAAAACACUGUGUAGAUUGUCUUCCUCCUCUUAGCAUGAAUGUGCUUUCAUUUUCGCAAUGUUUUGUUUUCAAUGGUGGUAGACACCAAAGUUUCAGAUUUUUGCUUAGUCUUCAAAGUGCAUUUACACACACAAGCCACAUUUGUGUAAUUAGACGCCACUUUCUGUUUCUUUAUGGCAACCUCACACUUUUAAAAUUUGGACGUUCCAACUAAUAUAACAAUGGCAUGCUGCCCCCUUUUUAAACAUCCUCGAUAAUAUUUUUUCUGAUUAAAUAAGACUACCGUUGAAAUUUUUUCGUGUGUGUGUGUUUUGUCUUUUGAUUUCAAAAUGUCAUUGGCUAUCUUUAACUCAGGUUUAAAUACUCAGGCAGUAUUGAUUGAGACACAAACGUAUCGCACUGUGUAAGUGAAUGCAAUCAGUUGUUUUUGUGUGUAUGCAUUCUAGUUAGUAAUAUAAAUAUCAAAUCACCAGCCAACCAAGGAAUAAACCCCUGUUGGUAUCUUUGCAGUUCCAUCAAACUGCUAACAGCUCG